Hydra vulgaris (swiftwater hydra) is the source of this 4303-nucleotide messenger RNA. RefSeq lists its product as uncharacterized. NCBI's taxonomy places the organism in Eukaryota, Metazoa, Cnidaria, Hydrozoa, Anthoathecata, Hydridae. The record is from RefSeq and is a predicted model, not a curated record.
AUACCCACAAGCCUUCACUCUGUGGUUGCCACUGCUUGAACAUAGUUAUAUCAGACCGAGCUAAAUCAUUAGUGAAGUCUAUAUUGCUGUUUGGAGUUGUUCAAAGAACCUAUAAAUUCUUUAUCCAUCAAUCAAGCGCUGGAUCUUAAGCACAAUAGAACCUUACAAAAAAUGCAGUUUUCUUAACCCUAAUUGGCACAACUAAAUCAUCUUUAAAAGGCAGAACGGACAAGUUCUCAAAAUAAGAGUCAAAGUGGGAAUUCUUAUUUGACCUGAAAAAACCAAAGAAAAAACAUAAUGAGAAUUAUAAAAUGAAAAUUUUAGAAGAACAUCUGACAGUGAAAAAAAUUUCAGAUAUAAAUGAGGAAGAACUGUACAAAUAAAAUUCUACAUGGCAGUUUGAUAGCUACUGUUUUUGACAAAUAGUGUGAGCAGAAGGCGGUCAGCAAAACACUAUUACCGUUAGAAGUAUCAAUAUAAUCAAAAACACCAACAGAAAAGACCUUCCUAAUAUGUGUAUAGUAGAUAUGGAUAGCACAAGUCAUUUUGCUAACAAUUUUAAUGAAAGUGGCCAGCACACGGUUGGCCAAAGAGACCGCCAGGUUUUAUGUUGUGUCACUCAUACAAAUUUUUUUUUAUUUUAGAGUAUUAGUAGUUUACUUAUAAAAAAAGGGUUUUUUAAAAUCUGAAUACGGUGCAAAGGGUCAAAAAAGGGCAAGAAAAGGGCAAUGCAAAAGUUUCUAGCCUCAUUAUUUUAUAAAUGAUUAUAAUAACGAAUUUUAUUCUGAUUAAAAAUUGUAUAGAAACAUACGCUUGAAAUUUAAUGGAAAGUUCUCUAUUUUACAUUUGAAACAAAAAAGUUAUAUAUUCAAAUGAUGAAAUUCGACAUCUUUUUGAAUAUCUUUUUUGCAACUUACAUAAUUUAACCGAACUUCUUACAACAUUUAAAAUACCUGGUUUUUAUUAACAUCAAUUUUAAGUUAAUGACUUACAAAUUUAUUAGAAGAAUUUAAAAGUUAAAAUAUUUUUUUAAAUAAUGAAAAUAAUAGCCGCUUUGUAUUUUCUAUUUAUAUGUCAACAUAAAUUAAUGAUAAUAAAUCAAGCAACUUUUUAAGGUAAAUUUUUUAAUGAGAAAGUCAAAUCCAGGCUUCAUAAUUAUAAAAGAUUUUUAAAUUGUUUUUAGUUAAGCGUUAACUAAUUUUUGCUGAUCUAGUAACUUUAUAUAAAAGGAAUUUUGCAUUAGCUUUUUUUUAAGAUAGCAAUUUAAAUUAAAGUUUUCUCAAGAUUAAGUAUUUUAACUUAAUGGUAUUAUAUUAAGUUUGCAUUUUUUUGGAUAUAAUUCACAUUGAUUUCAAUAAAUUUAAAUGGCUGGUGUUAGCAUGUCAACUGCUUCUUUUCAAUGAAAUGCAACAUGUUGUUGCUGCUGGGAAUUUUUUGGAGCAAGAUCAUUGUCUUUAUCUCCUGUAAAUUCAACAAUAGAAAAUUUGAUGAAGCUGUAUAUAUAUCCCGGUUAUUCCCUGGAAAUUAGCAGUUACCCAACUGUAGUUUGUUCCAGUUGUAGAAGGAAUCUUUACAUGAUCAAGUCCGGUAAUACACCCAGAGGCUCGUGGGGAGAGAAAGUAUCAAAGGUAGAAUGUCAAACUAUAUUUUAAACUCAUUAUUUUUGUCAAGUUUUUUUAAGCUAUAAAGUUUUAAAAUUAUUAAUAUUUCUUUAGAUAUAGAUACCAUCUAUAUAGCAAUCGAUAGUCUUAAAAAAGUACGCUUUAAUAAUAAGUAAAAAAACGUUAAAAACAAAAUUGUUUUUAUUUUUAACCUUAUUAUUAAAAAAGAUAUACCAUUACUAUUUAUAGCAAAUUCUAAAUUGUAAUGAAGCACUUAUAUUUAAAUAAUUUUGUAUUUCACUUUUAAAGGUUGAAUGGAAAAUGAUGACCAGAAAUUCAAAUGGAAUGCUCCCAAUUAGUGAAACCGUACCAGUUAUAUCUUUUUCUGCCAAUAAUUCAAAGUUCUGUGGACAAUGCUACUCAAUCUUAUCAGCAGGACAUGUCCACAACUGUUCUUCAUCAACUGCUGUAAAAAACUUGAUUUUUCUAUCCACAAGUCUAGGGAGCAUUCAAGCUGAACAAGCUGCUUCAUGUAUAAUACAAAAUAAAAUGAGUGCAGACUGCAUUUCAACAGGGACAAUAUUUUCUUUAUCAACUGGGGGAAACCCGUUGAAAGUAACUGUUGGAUGUCCUUCUAACAAGGUAAAUAGAAGAUCAGUAAAACAAGUAUCCUUACAAGUUAUAAAGGAACUUCAAGUCGUAUUAGAGCUUUCUAAUAAAAAGACCAAACAAUUAAUUUCUACUCUUCGGAAAGGAAUAGGGAGUAAGACUGUUGUAGAAACUAACAUUUUUGGCAAGUUAAAUGAUCUUUCGGAAUCCAUAUCACAUUUUUAUCAUGUAGAAAAGCUUGACAUUUACGUUCUACCUACUUCAUUAUUUAUGAUUAGUUUUACCACUGUUGAAAUAUGGUUUUAAUUAAAUAAAUUUCUUGUACUGAAAUUUACUUUAUUGAUCAUCAGCUAAUAGUUUUGGUAAUAAAAUUGAUUUCAACGCUGACAAGGUAAGAAUAGCUUUGUUUUCUUAUAACAGCAUCAAACAGCUUUUUAUGAUUAUUAUCAUAACAUUGCUACUUUGUGUAUGUUGUAUUUGUCAUGGUAGUAUGUUGUAUUUGUCAUGGUAUCAAUAGUUUUUGUUAUACUUAUAGCAAGACUAAGAUAAAAAAUUUUUGUAUGUUUUUAAAUGGCAUCUUUUAUUAACACUACUCUCAGUAAGAAUAGAAUUUUUUUUUUUAAAAGGGAUAUUAAACUAAUACCAAGAUACUUCAUUAAUAAACCAAUUUAAAGUUUAUCAAGUUAUUUGAGAUAACUACUUAAUUUUAUAUUACUGCUGAUUACCUAUUUUUAAACAUCCAUUGACAUAGUUAACCAAUAAGAGUUGGGUAAGUAAAAUAGACAAUUUAUUAAAAUUUGACAUCACAAAAAAAGGAAUUAAACAAUUUAAUUACUACUUAUUAGUAAUUAAAUUUAAAAGUUUUUUUUCAAAUAAAUCUUAAUUAUUACUCACAAUGAUAACAAAACAGCAACAAGUGCGUAAUGCAAGUUUUUACGCUUGAGUGAUAAACCCUAAUUUGCCAAGAAAAUAAAUUUAGGAAAAGAGACACUUGUAUUCCAAGUCAGCUCGGAAUACAAGUGUCGCACAGCGGGGCAGAAUAGCUUUAAAUCUGGACAAAAGUAAUUUUUGUUGUUUUGGAUUUUUAAGUUAAAUAAUUAUUCUAAGGGCAAUUGUUAGACUUGAAAAAAUUAUUCCACAUAUUUUUUUCAAGUCUAAAAAGUUUAACAAUUGAAAGCUGUAUUUCAAAAACAUGACUAGUCACACUUUUUUCAAAAGUGAGAUUAUUUGAAAAAAAUAUUUUUUUUAGGAAAAGUUGCUUCAGAUAAAAAAUUUCUCUGAUUUAAGAUGUGAACACUUAUUACUUCAUAUAAGCUACAAAAAAAAAAAAAAAAAUUAUUUAAAUUUUUACAGGAGAAAUAUUUUUUACUUUCCUGUAAAAUUUUAGUUUUGUGAUGUUUUCAAAAUACAGUGUUCAAUUGUAAAUAAAUUUUAUUUACUACUGUCAGUCACUUUAAUGACUUUUCGAGUAAAGUUUUUUAAAAAACCGGUAAGUGAUAAUAUAAAAAAGAAAGUCAAAAGCUUGCAUAAAUAAAUAAUGUUGGAACAUAUACUAAUCGAUUCACUAAAAUAAAUUUCAGUAAUUCAAAUUUAGUGUAAAAUGUCCCUCAAAAAAAUUACUUAAAAACUCGAUUAAUUUUAUUUGUUUUAAAUUGCUAAAACAAGUAUACAAAAAAAGAAUGUUAUAUUACAAAGUUAAUAUAUAUUUUAAGCACUUUAAAAUUAUUUUUUCAUUUGCAAACCUAUAAUUAAAGCUGCCUAAAUCUUGUCUAACCUGCGAACCUAAAAUUGAAGCUUAAUUUUUUUUUAGCUGCGAACCUAAUAUUAAAGAAUCCUUUAAAAAAAUUUGCAACUUUUAAUAGGCUUCAGCUUUAACGCAGCCUAUUUUCAUUUUUGUCAUAUGGCCAGUUUUGAAGCAAUUUUGCCCCGUUGUGUGACGUGUAUUGAAAAUUUAUUAAAGUUUUAUAUAAAUACGUAAUUAUCUAAUAUAUGUAAUUUUGACAUUAUGUUAAUGAAAAAAUUGUUUUAGAAUAAUAUUUUAUUGCAACGUUACUUAAAAUUAAUUUUUGACAUUAACAUAAAUAAGAUUACUU